AUGUUGAGUUCUGUGAAGAUGGAAGAGUGGAAUACUUACUACACAGCCAGCGAGGCCAGCGAGAUGUACUCAUCUCCUACAACCAUGAACUCUGGUCUGGGCUCCAUGGGCUCUAUGAGCACCAUCAAUAACUACAUCAACUUGAACCCAGCCACUGUCUCGCCUGCUGGUAUGAACAUGUCAUAUCACCCACCCACCACCAGCAUCAGCAGUUCACCACUGGCCUCAAUGGGCUCCGCUCCCGGCCACAUGUCCCUCUCCCCAGUGGCCCCGUCCCUCACCUCAGGCUCACUAACUCAGCUGGGCCCUGCUGCUCCAGGCUCCCUGAGUUCUUUGUCCCACUACCAGGACAUUAGCCCAUCCAUGAGUCAGCUGGGAUACACCUCUCCUGCAACUCUGAACCGAGCAGGGGCAAAGGAGAUUAACCCAAAGCCCUUCCGACGGCCAAUGACCCAUGCCAAGCCACCAUACUCCUACAUCUCCCUCAUCACCAUGGCCAUCCAGCAGAGUGGCAGCAAGAUGUUAACCCUGAACGAGAUUUACCAAUGGAUCAUGAACCUGUUCCCCUACUACCGUGAGAACCAGCAGCGCUGGCAGAACUCCAUCCGCCAUUCCCUCUCCUUCAACGACUGCUUUGUGAAGGUGGCUCGCUCACCCGACAAGCCGGGCAAAGGCUCUUAUUGGACUCUCCACCCACAGUCUGGCAACAUGUUUGAGAACGGCUGCUACCUGAGGCGCCAGAAACGCUUCAAGAUUGAGGACAAGUCAGCAAAAAAGGCAUCCAAGAACCAGGACAUGGGCUCAGGAAAAGUAGUUCACAGUGUCGAUCACUUGGUGGAGGAUCGCAGCCCUGGAGGUGGAUCAGAGGGAGCAGACUCCACCCACUCGGAUAACUCCCACCCGGGAUCUUCAGAUGACCAGCCUCAUUCCCGAAACUCGAUGGUUUCACUGGAAUGUCCACCAUUGUCCUCCUCACACCUCCACAACCCACCUGUCUCCCUGCCACCCUCCUCCACCACCUCAUCUUCCAUCUCUCCAUCCUCUAUGUCCCUCACUGGCACCUCCUCCUCCAACCCACUCCUCCACUCCCAGACUCUACCUAGUAGCUCCCACCUCCUGCCGAGUGUCAUGCAGCAACACAUGGACAUACAGAGCGACCCCCUCAAGUCUUUAGACCCCCACUACAACUUCAACCAUCCAUUCUCCAUCACCAACCUCAUGUCCAACGAGCAAAAGAUGGACCUCAAAUCCUACCAGGACCAGCUGAUGACCUACAACACCUACGCUGGGACCUCUCCUGUAGCAGCGAAGCAGAUCUACGACAGCCCGGGGCCGACCACAAUGGACUCAGGCGCUUACUACCAAACUCUGUACAGCCGUUCAGUACUCAAUGCCUCCUAA
This is a messenger RNA of Pelmatolapia mariae (spotted tilapia), 1401 nucleotides long. It is a transcript of the gene foxa3, whose product is annotated as forkhead box A3. Lineage: Eukaryota; Metazoa; Chordata; Actinopteri; Cichliformes; Cichlidae. The transcript has 2 exons. Gene Ontology annotation, molecular function: DNA-binding transcription factor activity, RNA polymerase II-specific; RNA polymerase II cis-regulatory region sequence-specific DNA binding; protein domain specific binding. The record is from RefSeq and is a predicted model, not a curated record. Bases 1 to 1401 code for a protein of 466 amino acids. Gene Ontology annotation, biological process: regulation of transcription by RNA polymerase II; anatomical structure morphogenesis; cell differentiation.